UUAAUUGAAUUUUGAUUUGUACAAUCAAAAUAAAUUAUUUCUUUUUAGUCAGUAAACAUAGUAUGUACAUACAUCAUGAAUGUAGUUUACUUCAUAGAGGCGAGUGAUUUUUUAUCGUGUGAUUUCGUUGUAAUUAUGUCUGUCUUCGUUGCUUUUGAUUGAGAGAACGGAGAUAGAUAUAAGAUGCAUAAGUAGUAAGUAUGUAUGUAGAUUACGCAGAAAAAUGACGCUCAUAUACAUCAGGUCAUACAUGUAUUUACAUGCAUGUUCAAAUACAUACAAUACGUAGAAAAGACGAACAAGCAUGUGUUUUGGUUUACAUAUUUUUAAAAAUAUAACUAUUGCGUUAUAUUUUUACGUCAUACAGAAUAUGUUAUUCGCAUUUCACCAAAAGAUGGAUACUGCAUGGAAUUAUACAUUUUUAAACUGUUGAGUGUUUACAACAGAAAAAUUGUAAUUUCUGUUGGAUGCGCGUUAAAUUUGUGCGAAAUUCGAAUCCAUAGGAAACUAUUUUUGUUAAUAAAAUAAUCUCUGUAAAAGUGCAAUCUCAUUAUGUAUAAAGGUUAUUUUAAGCUGAUUUAUGUUACUAGAUUUUUAAUUCUGUUUAUUUAUAUAUGUUUUGUGGAAGGUACAUGUAAUUUUGUUUGUGAUACAGAUGGUUGUAAAACAUUUUGGAAAAAGCAGAGAGAUUCUGAUGUACCGUAUUGUAAUACAAGUAUUCCUACUACUGUUGCAGUAAUUAAAAGAAAUGACAUUUCUGAAUUCCCAGCAAUGUUGCAAAUUAAUUUUAAGCCAACAAAGCAAUUGUGCAAGUAUAAAAUAACUCUUUUUGCAAAUGCAUCAAUUAAUGAGAAGCAAUGUAUGAACUAUACUUUUAAUGAUAAUGAUAAGGAAAUACAUACUAAAAGUACUGUAUGUUUUGUAGGCCAUCAGUAUCAGGAGAGCGUUAACAUAUCUGUGCCAUUUGCAUUUACUGCAUGUUAUUCUCUUACUUCUUUCACUAAUACAUUUGAAGGCAUAAAUUUAAUAAAUAAUACAUUCUUAAAAACAGAUUAUAAGCGUACAGAAAUUACAAAACCAGAGGUUGAUUGUUCAUAUGAUAUUAUAUCUAGUAAUGUAACAAAUGAAUUAGUAAAUUAUGAAGUCAGGAUUUCUACACCAAUAGUUGAAAAUAUAAUGAUAAAACCAGGAUUAUAUAUUUAUGGUCCAAACAAUCUUGGAAACUGUGAUACUGAUACUAGGAAGAAAGAAUCAAAGAAGUUGUCUCAAAUAUUUAAUAUUUUUGAGUCAGAUACAGAAUACAGACACCAAUAUUUUAAUGCAAGCUUUACUACUAAUGGAAAGUACGAGGCGUAUGGAAAAUUUCAAGCUGAAGUAGUUGCAGCAAAUGUAGAUCGUUGCUUUAAAAUAUAUUAUAGCGAUGUUAGAUGUGAAAACGAUAUUUUGUGGAAACCUCCAGUAGCACAAUGUAUUUGGUUUCACCGGUGCCGAAAUAUAACUAAUUCCGAAUACUUUAAGUUUCAACUUAACAUUGAUCCCAGUAGACGUCCAUCUUUCGUUCUGCCAAUUGUUGUUAUUACAUUUAUUAUAAUGUGUGGAGUUAUAUGUCUUAUCUACAUUAUAUAUUACAAGUAUAGAACAACUGACACACAUAACGAUAAUAUAAAUAUUAGCAGUAAUGUAGAUAUUGUAUUGUUGUAUCCUAAAGGUAGUAAAUCUUUCAUGGCAUUCAUGACAGAUCUUCGUGGAAUGCUUCACAAUGUUUGCAGAUGUGUACAUGAUUGGUAUGAUGUACUAGAAUGGAAUAAUGUAGCUUCAGUUGGUGCAUCUGAAUGGUUUUCUGAAAAACUUCGCAAAAAUUAUUAUGUUAUGUGGAUAGACACACCAACCACGCGAUCUUUAAUUGCACAAAGAUUUAAAGCAAAAUCUUCUGAGCAGGGCAAUUUCGAUAAAUAUAAUAUUGUAAAAAUUGGUGAUUUUCGUGAUGUAGCUUUUCCUACAGUAUUUAAUUUAGCGAAACGUGAUGUCGAAGAAUCGCUGGACCAUGAGAUCCGACAUUUCAUAGUACAAUUAAAGGGCUUUGAUAAUUUUGAAGACAAAACCGAUCCAUUUGUCGCUUUGUCUUCGCGUAAACGUUAUUUUCUACCUCAAGAUUUAAGUUCUCUAUGUUCAGAUCUGUCCACAUUAGAGACUGAGGAAGAAGAGCUUGCAGGACAGUAUACAUGUAAUAUUAAGUCUAAUUUUAACGUAUUUACAUCACGAUUUAAGUGAUAAUUAUUAUUGCCAAGUAUGUGGUAAAUUAUUAAUUGCCUUUUGUGAUACAGCGGAGGUAUUUACUCGCUGAAUAUUGCGCUUCAUGAUGCCAAGGAGUUGAUAAUUAAUAAUUCUAAUCAUAAUAUUUUGUUCCUAGUUAUUAACUAACUGUUGGAAUUUGAUAUACCUCUAUACAUGAACGUGAAAUAAAAUAGUAUUUGAUACUAUUUA
Molecule: messenger RNA, 2484 nt
Organism: Megachile rotundata (alfalfa leafcutting bee)
Lineage: Eukaryota; Metazoa; Arthropoda; Insecta; Hymenoptera; Megachilidae
Source: RefSeq, a predicted model, not a curated record